GGCUUUUGACCAGCAGGAAACUUGACUGGAGCUCCCUCAACACCUCUUUGUCCCAUUUACACUAUCAAAAUUGCACUUCAAAAAUCGUCAUACUCGUCCAUCUCUAGACUUUGAGAAGUCACGAACCGCCAAGAUGGAUGACAACGAUACUAGUAAGAACUCACUCCAUACACACCUAAACAUCUACCCCCACAUAGCCAUCCCAUCCUAGUGUCCGCAGGCGCAACGCCAAAAAUUCAGCCGCAUCACCACUAACACAAACACAAACAGCUUCCCAAUCCUCCUACGAAGGAUCCACCACUCCACCACCUCUCGCCGGUCACCCUCCAGCUCUGACAAGAAUGGCAACCGUAGGAAAUAUCCCACAAGGGACAAAAGCCCCCUUCGAGUACGUACCCCUCUUCAAUUCGCAGUCGUAGAAAGUCCACUGACUCACACCCCACCAGCAUCGUACAGACAUACCACCGUCUCCUCCGCGAAGACCCCGACCUCACCAUGCCCGUCGCCGCAAUCGAAGCCCUCAUUGAACUGCUCGUCCAAUCCCGCGCCGUCACCGUCUUCGAAACUCUGGAUCUAGUAAAAACCCAGUCCGAUUACCUCAAAUCGCGGAUCCCAAAUUCUAUCUCGUUGUCCGCGGGAACGGAUCUAUUCCAACGGUACAUGAUCUCCUCUCUCAAACCAUCCAGUACCGGGAACUUCGAUAGCGUGCGUCAGCAUUUAUUAAGUAAUGGCCGAUUAUUUGUUAGUCGUGCAAAGGCGGGACGUGAACGAAUUGCGAAUUACGGCCGAAAUUUUGUGAGGGAUGGAAGUGUAGUACUUACACAUGGGGGAAGUAGGGUUGUUGGUGCGUUAUUGAGUAAAGCUGCGGAAGCAAGCGCCAGCGGAGGAAAUGUCCGGUUCAAUGUCAUCUAUGUAAUGAACGACGCCCGCAGCCACGAAAGUAAAUCCGUCGUCUCUGCACUUCGCGCCAAAGGCGUGCCCGUCGCCAUCAUCCCCGAAGGUGCAGUGGGGUACGCAAUGGGCAAGGUCAACUUGGUGAUUGUUGGUGCUGAAGGCGUCGUCGAGAAUGGUGGGAUCAUUUCGAGAUUAGGGACUUAUCAAAUUGCUCUUUUAGCCAAGGCAGCUGGGAAACCGUUCUAUGUUGCGGCUGAGAGUCAUAAGUUUGUGAGAUUGUAUCCCUUGGGUCAAUAUGAUCUUGGGAUUGACCAGGAGGUUAUCAAGUUUGAGACAGAGGAUGAAGAGGAGACGAGUCAUAAUGAUGUGGAGGCGAAGUUCACGGAUUCGACGCCUAGGGUUCUGGAAAGGAUGGAUUAUUUUGGGGAUGUGAAACCUAAUUCUGCUGUUGAUGCUGUGGAUUUUACGGUAUGUCUUUUUGCCCCUCUUAUUCUAUCCUUUCUCUCUUUUCCUCGCACUUAUUCUACAUUGGAAAUUCUUCUUGGGUGAAAGCUAACUUUGAAAUAGCCACCAGCACUAGUCUCAGCGCUCAUCACCGAGUCUGGUGUCCUGACACCUAGCGCUGUCAGCGAGGAGCUGAUCAGUGUCUGGUAUUGAAGCGGGAUCUCGAUUCAAGACCAUAGAUUCCAACAGGGGUUUCGCCAUACAACGGCACGGGACUUUGCGCCUUACCAUACGAGAAGUGGGUUCAAGAACUGCGAAGCCAAGUGCAGACAUGCCAUCUCGCUUCAGAUACACCCAUUUUGGCUCAGCGAUUCCUCGAUCCCUAUUCAUAGAAGACUUUCCUUGGCCAUUCAAGGGAUAGGCAAGUGAAGAUGGAUAAGGCUGGUUGCAUGGUAUGACACCAUGGUUCAACUUAAGUCUGCGGCUGUCAAGCAACGGGGAUACAGGG
Messenger RNA from Hymenoscyphus albidus, 1846 nucleotides. Lineage: Eukaryota; Fungi; Ascomycota; Leotiomycetes; Helotiales; Helotiaceae. The record is from the annotation of a GenBank genome assembly.